AUGAUCUCCAGGAUAGCCAGGGGCCUCUUUCAGCUCAACAGCGUGCCCUGUCUGCGGGCGAUGACCGGGACAACGCCAGUGGUCCGUCAGACGGCCGUCUACGGCGCGGUUUGCAGACCGUUCUCUUCCUCUCUGGCACGGUGGCACGGACAUAUACGCAAGCCCAAUCCCGGCGAAGAGUUGCACGCCACUUUCAUUCUGAAGGACGGCACGCAAAAGACGUUUGACGUCUGUGAUGGCGACACGUUGCUUGACGUUGCUCAGGCGCACAAUCUGGACAUGGAGGGCGCCUGCGGCGGCUCUUGCGCGUGCUCGACAUGCCACGUUAUCGUAGACCCGGACUACUACGACGCAUUGCCUGAGCCAGACGACGACGAGAACGACAUGCUGGAUCUUGCGUACGGGCUGACCGAGACCAGCAGGCUAGGCUGCCAGAUUAAGAUGUCCAAGGACAUAGACGGCAUCAGGGUGGCCCUGCCUGCGAUGACCAGGAACGUCAAUGCGAGUGACUUCUCGUAA
This is a messenger RNA of Torulaspora globosa, 519 nucleotides long. It is a transcript of the gene YAH1, whose product is annotated as adrenodoxin. Gene Ontology annotation, biological process: positive regulation of oxidoreductase activity; P450-containing electron transport chain. Gene Ontology annotation, cellular component: mitochondrion. The record is from RefSeq and is a predicted model, not a curated record. NCBI's taxonomy places the organism in Eukaryota, Fungi, Ascomycota, Saccharomycetes, Saccharomycetales, Saccharomycetaceae. Bases 1 to 519 code for a protein of 172 amino acids. Gene Ontology annotation, molecular function: 2 iron, 2 sulfur cluster binding. The transcript has a single exon.